CUCUCUCUCUCUCUCUCUCUCUCUCUGUGUGUUUUCUCUCUGAUCCACUCCUCCAUUAUUUUGUGUGUUCAGAGUACUACACAAACCCCCAAGCUGGCAUCAUGGCCCAUUCCUGUCACCUGUCUGCUUUUCUUCUCUUUCUCCCCCACCCCCUACUGUAAAACCACAUAAUAAUAAUGAUUUCGCCCAUACUUGUGCGUUGUUGAAUGGGCUUCUUCUGGGGACGUCUGAGAUGGAACUGGGUUCAAACUCUUCUUCUUCUUCUUCAGGGAAAACCUCGGAUUCUUCGCUCAAUAUUGGGUUGAAGAUUGGACAGAAAGUGUAUUUCAAGGAUGUGGGUGCUGGGUCGGGAGGUCUCGUGAAGACGGGGAGUGGGUCGUCUUCGGCGGCGGCGGGGGGAGGUGGGAGUGGGAGUGGGAGUGCGCUGCCGCCGCCGCCGCCGACUUCGCCGGCGAAGAAAGGGCGGAGUGGGGUGGUGCAGGGCGGGCAGCCGCCGCGGUGCCAGGUGGAAGGUUGCAACGCAGAUCUGAGCGACGCCAAGGCGUACUAUUCACGGCAUAAGGUGUGCGGUAUGCACUCCAAGUCGCCGACCGUCAUUGUCGCCGGACUUGAGCAGAGGUUCUGUCAGCAGUGCAGCAGGUUCCAUCAAUUGCCAGAAUUUGAUCAGGGAAAACGGAGCUGCAGAAGGCGCCUGGCUGGUCAUAAUGAGAGGCGAAGGAAGCCCCCGCCUGGAGCUCUGUUAUCCUCGCGCUAUCCUGGUCUUUCUUCACCAUUGUUAGAUAGCAGCAGCAAAGGCAGUGGAAGUUUUCUGAUGGACUUUGCAUCGUACCAAAAUCCGGGUGGUAGGGAUUCGUGGCCUAAUACGAGAGCAUUUGGGCGAGGGUGGGAUGGGCAAACCACUUCCCCUGGAAGGUUUCUCGAACAGCGAUGGCAGAGCGGCUCAGAGGAUCCCCCACCCGAGCUCCUUCUUCAAGGUGCAGCAGCUCCUGGGACUGCCUACACUGGUCCUAAUGUUCCUUCAGGAGAAUGUUUCGGUGGAGUUUUGUCCUCCACUCGUGCUCUCUCUCUUCUGUCAAAUCAGCCCUGGGGCUCUAGAAACCAGCACCCACUGGCUCUCGGGGUUAACAGCUUACUCGCCACUGAUGCCACGACACCCACAGUUCACCAAGAUGCUGCUGCCAUCAACGAAUUCUCCCACCCGCCAUGGGGCUUCAAGGGAGGCCAACCCACCAGCAGCUCAACCGAGAUGCUUCCCGAUCUGGGCUUAGGCAAGAUUUCGCAUCCUGCAGACAGUCACUACUCUGGGGAGCUCGGGAUGGCUCAGCAGACCGAAACUGGAAGGGAAUACGUGGGACUGGAGCAGUCGAGGGGCUACGAUUCUACCAUUCAGAAUGUCCACUGGACUCUCUGACCCGAACAUCUUCCCCAUUCCCGUAAUUUCUACUAGCACCUAGGAUGUUUUUUUGUGGUGUAAUCUGUGCUCCUCUUAAUUGGAGUUAGAACAGAAGAUGACCUUUUGAUGACUGUCUUUGGUAGGCUGCUAGGCAACUUUUGAUCAUGUAAUGCUUGUGUUGAAUACGCAUAAGCCAUGAAUCAUUGCUUUAUCCUUUCUGGUUUCCAGUAUGAACUCCUCAAGGUGUGAUGGGAGAAUGUUUAUCUA
Messenger RNA from Ipomoea nil (Japanese morning glory), 1660 nucleotides. RefSeq names its product squamosa promoter-binding-like protein 9. The record is from RefSeq and is a predicted model, not a curated record. The transcript is spliced from 4 exons. Bases 233 to 1411 code for a protein of 392 amino acids. Gene Ontology annotation, molecular function: DNA binding. Gene Ontology annotation, cellular component: nucleus. Lineage: Eukaryota; Viridiplantae; Streptophyta; Magnoliopsida; Solanales; Convolvulaceae.